Messenger RNA from Rotaria sordida, 1419 nucleotides. The record is from the annotation of a GenBank genome assembly. NCBI's taxonomy places the organism in Eukaryota, Metazoa, Rotifera, Eurotatoria, Philodinida, Philodinidae.
AUGGGUAAUAACGUUGAUAAAGAAUUGAAACAUAAAGGAAUGCAUCGUCAUCAAAGUAAACCAAGUUCAUUUUAUUUUGCAUGCCGUAAUGGUGAUUUAGAAACUGUUCAAUUAAUGUUACCGACUAUUUCUUAUAAAGAUUUAAAUCGAUUAGAACCAAAUGGUAGUACUCCACUUCAUGCAGCUUCAUUCUAUGGUCAUACAGAAAUUGUUCGUCUUUUAUUACAUGAACGUGGUUGUGAUCGUUCACAACGAAAUCGUUAUGGCUUAACGGCUUAUGAAGACGCAAAAACAGAUGAAAUUCGACAAUUAUUUCAUCGACCAUUAAAUAUAAAUCGAUUUUGUGUUAAUAAUGAACAAGAAAAUAUUAAUAAUCAACAAACAUUUUCUAUUGUUUCUUCUCUUACAGAACAAACAAAAGAUGAUAAUAAUGAUGAUGAUGAUAACGAUGAACCAAUACCUUCGAAAUGGGUUAAACUUUACCAAACAGAUGAUGAAAUCUAUAAAGAAAUUCAUUAUCUUGGUAAAGGUAAACGUUUACUUCAAUCGAAAUUGGGACGAUUUCUUACUAGUAAAGGUGCAAAAUAUCAAGGUGAUAAAGAACUUAAUGAUAUUGAAAAUCUAAUUGGUUAUUUAACUGAUCAAUCAUAUCGUAUUAAUAAAAUUCGUAAAAUUCUUGAUACUAUAGUAACAAAAGAACAUAGUCAAUAUGAUAGAUGUUGUGAUCUAUUAUCAAAGUAUUCUCAUGAUGGAAAUGUUGAAUCAUUAUUAAGACUUUAUUCACUUGAAACACCAUUUUAUCAUGCAUUAAGUAAUGAUAUAGGUCCAUUAAAAUGGCCAUUAUUUUUAAAUCUUUCAACAUUAAAACAUCGAUAUUUUCAAGGUCAAUGUUAUCGUGGUAUAAUAAUGACAAAUGAUGAUUUACGAUCAUAUCAUUCAGCAUUUAAUAAUAAAGGAAGUUUUAUACGAACAAAUACAUUUUCAUCAACAUCAACUAAUCGUCAAGUAGCAGAAAGUUUUACAGAAUUAUCAUUAUCAUCAACAAAUAAAAUAAGUAUUUUAAUGCAUUAUCAUUUUCCGCAACCAUGUGAUCAAGCAAUUAAUUUAGGAUCUAUUAAUAAAUUUCAUUUACCAUGUGUAUCAGAAUAUGAAGAUGAAUCAGAAGUUUUAAUAUUACCACGAACAUUAUUUAUUGUUAAAAGUAUUUAUGAAGUUACUACGACUAAUGAAGAACAACAACAACAAGAAAAACGAUAUACUAUAAUUCAUUUAGAAAAUGUAUUACAUGCAAAAAAAUCAUUAUUAAGUUCAUUAAAAUUUCUUGUAUCAAAAACUGAACAAACUGAAAUGUCACUUUAUUAUAAUUCUAUAACACAAGCAGAAGAAGGAAAUACUAGUAAUAAAAUGUUAAAUAGUUAA